CUCACCCCCACUCCCCGCAGCUUUGAUGUUCAAACAACAAAAAAACAACCGAGAACGGAGACGUCUCACCUUCAGAAUUUGGAAAUAACAUCUACUGAAGUGAGGAUUCCACAUCACAAAAUAAUGUAACAUAUCUGGUGAAAAUGAGGGCACCACAUUAUUGGAGGAGCUGCAAUGUUGUGUUCUCUACAAGAGAUUCACGCACAUUAAUGAUAUACCAUCAUAUCCUGUGAAGCAGAUCAAACUUCAUGAGGAUCAUAUAUUCUUACAUCUUUGGAGUGAGGUCUCACAAGUGAAGUUGACGUGCUGUUGUAUCUGCUGAGGAAAAUCCCCACUCGCUUUAUCCUGUUAGAAGUAACAUCCCAACAUUUUGGAAAUGAUGCAUUCAUGUGACAAUUUAGGAAGUUCAUGAAGUGGACAGAGCUGUUAGAAAUGAGUUGCUGUCAUGACACUUCUCUACAUAGAACAUCAAAAACCUGAGAAAAGACUGGCAAUUCAUUUGUGCUAUAUCAUCACACUCUACAUUCAAAAACCUUGAGACCAUUUCCGAUUAAACAUUUCUCCUCAAAAUAAAGUUCAGGUUUGGUCAAAAGCAGACAACUGUUUGUAAUGGAGCCAGAAUCCAAAAACAAAACUAUGGAUGUAACAACUUUAAAAGGAGAGGUGAUUUAUUUUAUUGUGUCCAAGGAAAAACAGCCUGGUGGGAAAAUGGAUGCAGUUUUGCAAUUUAAUAGAAUGACAUUUGAUUCAGAAACUGGGAAAUUCAAACAAAAAUUUUCAGGAAAAUUCAUCCUCAAACAAAAAUGUUCCUCCUUGCAAAUUGUUGCCUGUUGUUGUGCUAUUGAUUCAAGAACAGGACAAAAUGCCCCUUGCAUUUUGCUUGAGAAGCAUAGAAAGGCUCAUUCUAAAUUUAGAUAUAGUUUACUUAUGCUGCACAGUUCAAAUCAAGUUGAACAGUGUUUGGAUUUUGAAUUAGACUAUGAACUGAAGGAGAACGUAACCCUGUUGACUGGACCUAGUAUUUUUUGGAGCUGUGGAAACCAUGUAUAUUAUAUAUCUUCUGAAACUAAUGGUUUUUUUAAAAUUCCCAUUUCAUUUACUGCAGUUAAAUGGAUUGGAGAGAUUUCUGAUGGGGACAUAAUUGUACUGGGUGUAAGAAAAGCUAUUGAACCUGUGAAAAGUGAUGAAAUCUCUAUUCGUCACGCUGAUAAAUUGAUCUGGGGUUGUGAAUUUGUCACCUAUUCUUUACAAAAGAGAGAAAACUUCUGCAUCAGCCAUCAUUUCAUUCCACAUGCUUACAGUUGUGUAGUUACAAGCAUACUUAUUUGCCCAAGUGAAGAAAUAGACAAUCAAAUAAAGACUAUCGUUGUAGCAACCACGUGUAAGAAGCAACUGGUAUUGUUUGAAAACUGUGUCCCCAAGAAUGUCUGCCAGCUUCCUUUUGACGAAUCUCAUAAAAUAAAAGUGGUAACAACAGGCAGAGAGAAUUGCUUCUUUCUUGUGUCUUCGAAGGCUGGAAGAGUUUGUGCUGUCUCAAAGGAAAGUUGGCAGGUUGUUGCUGUUUGGCAGGAGAUAUGGACAGUACAAUUGGAUGACUUCUUAGGCCUAGGAACUGAACAAAUCUUAUUGCUCCCUUCGGCAGCUUGCACUGUUGAAGACUGCUUCAAAAGUUUUGUCUUAACUGAUCUUGGUGAAUUCAUUCACAAUGUUAACUCUGGACAUGCUGAAGAUAAUGGAACACAAACUUAUGACAAGGGACAUGUAAAUUAUUACCACACGGUCCAAGCUCUGGAGGCAAGAUUACAGCUCGGCCUAGCCUCUCUUGAAGAACUACAACAACUAUUAAGAGCUAAAGAAAGAGUUUUACUUCAGUCAACCAAAGCUCUAACAAGCCUUCUUGAAGGAAAGCAGUCUAUCUUGCCACCAGCUGAGGAGGAAGGUUUGGUUUCUCUUUGGAAUGAAGAGCAGCUGGACCUGCGGCCUCUUGUAGAGCAGGCUUGUCCUACCAGUCAGGUGUUAAACUACCCAGUACAGAAGAUCUGGCAACGCAUUGUGGAUAACAGCUGGAUCGUAGGGAUACAAUUAUCUGAAUCUGUCAGCUUAAAUUUUGACUAUCUGAGUUUGUCGCUGGUGAUGGAUCAUGACUUUACUGCUGCUCCAGUGAUUCAAUCUCAAAGUAAAGUAUUGAAGGUAAGCAGAUCCCCAGUGUUGGCAUCAUUUCACCAAUAUCCAUCAGAACCUCCACUGAAGAAACCAAGACUGGAGAUGCAAGAUAUACAUGCUUUGAGGAGCAGCCAUAAGGAAGACCCGUGUUUUCAGACUUACAAAGAUCAUACACAGACCAUCACAGUUGUCACCGACUUGUCGCCCCUGCUGAUAUACAAUAAUAUUCAUUGCUGUGUAUUACUACAUGGUACAAUGGGUCCUAUUCAGAAAACUGAAUUAACAACAAGAGAGAAGAUUAUAUCAUGUGGCAGAGUUUCUUUAAACCUGGAGGACAUCUGGAAUGAAAAGUAUGCAAUAAACUUGUUGCAGAAUCCUUUGCUAUGUACAGACAAUGCAGUAGAAGAUUUUUAUGGCACUGUAGCUACAUCGCGAAGAUCAUCAUUCCGAAUAUUUUCUCCUGAUUAUACUCUGACUCGGGUGAAAGAUUGGUUGUUGGGUUCAAUGCAGUGUGAUCCUUUGAAAAUCUGCCCAGAAUAUCUACUGUGUUCUAAAAGUGGACCUCUACAGGGUAUUCUACUUAACUGGCAUCCACAAAAUCCUUUCCAAGGAAUUUUAACAGUACUUUGCAGAAACCAAUCGUUUUUGCUGAUGUUUCUUCAUGGCCUAAUUAAAAUCCUUCCACAGGGUUGUGUAGUAACCCACGUUAGUGCUGGGACUGAAGAUCAAAUUGUGGACAUGUUGGGGUGUGCUCUUGAGCAAGAGUGUCUUGCCUUCAGAAAUGUGAUCACUUCUGCUAUCUCUGAAACUGAGAAUGCGUUCACAAUGAGAGCCAAAACAGAGAAAAAGCAGAAUAUUUUGGUUCAUACUCCCUUAUUAAAUAGUGAGGAAAAGGUACAAGAGUACAGAGCAAAGUUUCAAAUUGAACAAGAGCAAAGUACUUUGGGGAUGAACCUGUCAAUCACAGGCUUUCAGUACAGAGAAAUUACAAAGAAAUUGACUGAUGUGCAGCUGAACACUGAUAGCUCUGCAUGGAGACUUGGUAGGUUCUACAGUUCAGUUUAUAUUUAAUAAUUAAAGUCAAAUUUCUAUGAAUUCAUCAGAAAAAUGCAUUCGAUAAGACAGAAAGAACAUCUUUAUUUGAUCUUUCCAUUGUUUUACCACAUUUGGCAUGCUGGUGCUAAAGUACUUUGUCAUGCCACUAAAGCAAUUUUUACUCUUGUGCAAACAGACACAUGGGAUACAGUAUAAGACAAACGCCUGAUCUUGGUUCCUCUGAGAAGAAAACUUUGAGCUCUAAUACUUCAUUAAAAAGUUGUAUUUAACAUUGUAUUUCAUAAGCAUAAUUUGUAU
Molecule: messenger RNA, 3516 nt
Organism: Hemiscyllium ocellatum (epaulette shark)
Lineage: Eukaryota; Metazoa; Chordata; Chondrichthyes; Orectolobiformes; Hemiscylliidae
Gene: fancb
Product: FA complementation group B
Exons: 9
Coding region: 610-3234 (874 amino acids)
Biological process (GO): interstrand cross-link repair; replication-born double-strand break repair via sister chromatid exchange; negative regulation of double-strand break repair via homologous recombination
Cellular component (GO): Fanconi anaemia nuclear complex
Source: RefSeq, a predicted model, not a curated record